Salarias fasciatus (jewelled blenny) is the source of this 1554-nucleotide messenger RNA. RefSeq names its product layilin a (gene layna). Lineage: Eukaryota; Metazoa; Chordata; Actinopteri; Blenniiformes; Blenniidae. The transcript is spliced from 8 exons. The record is from RefSeq and is a predicted model, not a curated record. The coding region runs from base 52 to 1515 and encodes 487 amino acids.
GACGAAACUGGAAUCCAAGCUUUGGUGGUGAACAGACAUCAACCGGCAAAGAUGGACCUGCUGACCAUCGUCUUCCAUCUCCUGCUUUCAUGUUUUGAGUCGUCUUCAGCGACGACCCUGAUUACAGCGGACAUAUUUGAAGCCAGAGGUCAGCGUGUGUGCAAGGCAGGAAAGGGAAAGCCAUGCUACAAGCUGGCCUAUUUCUCGGAGCUGCGCAGGAGGCUGAACUUCAUGGAGGCCGAGCUGGCCUGCAGGCGGGACGGCGGCCAGCUGCUGAGCGUGGAGUCCGCGUCCGAGCAGAAGAUCAUAGAGCAGCUCAUCACGGAGCUGCGCCCGACCGACGGAGACUUCUGGAUUGGUCUCCGGCGAGGCAACGGCGAGGGGGACAACAGCUCGGACUGCUCCUCGCAGUAUUACUGGCUGGAUGGAAGCAAGUCCACAUUCAGGAACUGGCACUGGGACGAGCCGUCGUGUGGCUACGAGGUGUGUGUGGUCAUGUACCACCAGCCGUCGGCCCCCCAAGGUCAGGGGGGGCCCUACAUGUUCCAGUGGAACGACGACAACUGUGAAACCAAGAGCAACUUCAUCUGCAAGUACACUGCAGAGAAGCCGCAGGAGCCCUCGCCCUCUCCCAACUCCACGCUGACAGGUAUCCGUCCGUCGCCUGUCUUGCCGUGGAAGCCGAGCGGCCAUGCCAGAGGAACAGUUGUGAAUUUGGUGUACAUCAUCAUUCCCACCAUCCCCCUCAUCCUGCUGCUGCUGACAGUGACGGGAGUCUGCUGCUUCAAGCUGCUCGGCAAACGAAGGCGAAAGCAGCAGCAGAAGUCAGAAGUGUGCCAGACAGACCCGGCACACUGUCCCAGUCCGGCACCAACUGACGUCUACAACAUAAUCCGCUCGCAGAAAGACGACGACCUGGUCUCGGCUCGCCCGAACACCAAGAACACCUCCUUCCUGUGCUCCUCGCCCGAUACGCCCACCGGCGACUACGACAACCUCGGGGGUCGGGACACGGAGAGCGGCUUCGUGACGCUGGCCAGCACGGAGAGCUGCUUCCUCAACUUUGACCUCAACGACCUGAGCCUUGGGCGCCGCGGCGCCCGUGACUUCUACGACUCCAGCUUGGGACGGCCGGCGAAGAGGGAGCUGAACGACCGCAGCCUGGGACGCACUGGGCAGAGGGAGUUUUACGAGAGGAGCCUCGGCCGGCGCACCACGAAGAGCGAGCACUACGGCCCCAGCGUGUACGUCGACCACGGACUGUAUGACUCCAGCAUCAGAGCAGGAAGUGACAUUUAUGACACCAAGCUGAGGCCCGGAGCGCCUUCAGCAAAGGCUGAUCUCUACCAGACAUACGUCACCAGCAGCAAGGACUCCUACCAAACCAGUCUGGGAACUUAUGCAAACCGAAAAUCCUACCAAGCCACUUUGGAUUACUACAGAAACGGCUUGACUCUGGACGGGGGAAGCAGAUACUUCAACGAGCAGGAGUGGAUAAGCAAAGCAAACUACUGAGCGGAGAAGCCGCCUCUGUCUUCAGUCUAUAGCAGCAUA